UUUAUGAAAUCCCAAAACCCCAUAUUUAACCACCCAAUUCUUCAAAUAGUGCAGAGAUGCCACAGCCUCAACACCCUUAAGCAAGCCCAUGCGCAAAUGAUAACAACUGGUCUUGCACUCCAUACAUACUGUCUCGGUCACCUCCUUAAUAUAUCCUCCAAACUUGCCUCAACCUACGCUCUUACCAUCUUCAACUGUGUCCCAACCCCAACAGUUUUUCUUUAUAAUACACUCAUUUCUUCAUUGACUAGUCACAGUGACCAAGUUCAUAUAGCCUUCUCACUUUAUAACCGAAUUCUCACCCACAAGACCCUCCAACCCAAUAGCUUCACUUUUCCUUCCCUCUUCAAGGCUUGUGCCUCUCACCCAUGGCUCCAAUAUGGUCCACCCCUCCACACCCAUGUUUUGAAAUUCCUUCAACCCCCCUAUGAUAACUUUGUUCAAGCCUCAUUGCUCAAUUUCUAUGCUAAAUAUGGAAAAUUGUGUGUGUCAACAUGUCUGUUCAAUCAAAUUAGUGAACCUGACUUGGCCACAUGGAAUACCAUGUUGGCUGCAUAUGCAAAUAGUGCCAGUUAUAGUUACUCAACCAGUUUUGAAGAUGCUGAUAUGUCCUUUGAGGCAUUGUCUUUGUUCACUGACAUGCAGUUUUCUCAAAUAAGGCCUAAUGAAGUUACACUUGUGGCAUUGAUAACUGCAUGUUCUAAUUUAGGUGCUCUUAGUCAAGGUGCUUGGGCUCAUGGUUAUGUGAUGAGGAACAAUCUUAAGCUGAAUCGCUUUGUGGGAACUGCACUGGUGGAUAUGUAUUCCAAAUGUGGCUGUCUGAAUCUGGCAUAUCAGUUGUUUGAUCAGUUGCCUGAUAGGGACACAUUUUGCUACAAUGCCAUGAUUGGGGGGUUUGCAGUUCAUGGUCAUGGGAAUCGGGCACUUGAGCUUUAUAGAAAGAUGGAACUUGAGGGCUUAGUUCCUGAUGGUGCAACUAUUGUGGUUAGUAUGUUUGCGUGCUCUCAUGUUGGAUUGGUAGAGGAGGGCUUGGAGAUAUUCGAGUCCAUGAAGGAGGUUCAUGGGAUGGAACCAAAACUUGAGCAUUAUGGAUGCCUAAUCGAUCUUCUGGGUCGAGCUGGGCGAUUAAAGGAGGCAGAGGAGAGGUUACAAGAUAUGCCCAUGAAACCAAAUGCAAUUUUGUGGAGAUCUUUACUUGGUGCAGCAAGACUUCAUGGCAAUUUAGAGAUGGGGGAAGUUGCUCUCAAACACUUAAUAGAGUUAGAACCUGAAACUAGUGGAAACUAUGUGCUUCUGUCUAAUAUGUAUGCUAGCAUUGCUAGGUGGAAUGAUGUGAAGAGAGUGAGGAUGCUGAUGAAAAAUCAUGGGGUUAACAAGUUGCCAGGAUUUAGCUUAGUGGAGAUUGAUGGUGCCAUGCACGAGUUUCUCACAGCUGACAAAACUCAUCCAUUUUCAAAAGAAAUAUAUUUGAAGAUUGAGGAGAUAAAUAGAAGACUCCUAGAAUAUGGUCACAAGCCAAGAACAUCAGAGGUUUUGUUUGAUGUGGAAGAAGAAGACAAGGAAGAUGUCCUUUCUUACCACAGCGAAAGGCUAGCUAUAGCAUUUGCUCUUAUAGCAUCUCCUUCAAGUUUGCCUGUAAGAAUUAUUAAAAACCUUCGAGUUUGUGGGGAUUGUCAUGCUAUUACCAAGCUAAUAUCAGCGGCAUAUCAAAGAGAUAUUAUAGUUAGAGAUCGAAAUCGGUUUCACCAUUUUAAGGAUGGGAGUUGUUCUUGUCUAGAUUACUGGUGA
Molecule: messenger RNA, 1788 nt
Organism: Gastrolobium bilobum
Lineage: Eukaryota; Viridiplantae; Streptophyta; Magnoliopsida; Fabales; Fabaceae
Product: pentatricopeptide repeat-containing protein At5g43790
Exons: 1
Coding region: 4-1788 (594 amino acids)
Biological process (GO): RNA modification
Molecular function (GO): protein binding; RNA binding; zinc ion binding
Source: RefSeq, a predicted model, not a curated record